Molecule: messenger RNA, 1509 nt
Organism: Peronospora farinosa
Lineage: Eukaryota; Oomycota; Peronosporomycetes; Peronosporales; Peronosporaceae
Source: the annotation of a GenBank genome assembly
AUGGAAUUUGCCCUCAAGGAGAGUUGGUCAUGGGUAUUUAUGACGCCUGUGACGAUUCCUGGCUAUGAGAAAGUAAUUAAAAAACCCAUGGAUUUAGGUACAAUUACAAAGAAUUUAGGCUCCAAACCCUCACGUUGUCGCUUUAAAUCACAUGAAAAAUUUGCACGGGACGUUCGGAUGGUCUUUAACAAUGCACUGGUGUAUAAUAAGGACGACCACGACGUCAAGGGCUCGGUUUAUGCUGCCGCGCAACAUCUUUUACGGGUGUUUGAGACUGCGUACGCGAAAUCAAUUGAUAACGUCUUUCGAGCUGAUGAUGUGGCAAAAGCAGCAUAUCGAGAAGCUAAGGAAGAAAAGAGAAGGGCGGACGAGAAACAACAAGAUGAAGAGAAGAAGAAACGAGAAGAUACGAGCUCUUUUGUGUCGUCUUCUCUUCAGUCUCAUAAUACGAGUCAUAACAGUCAUUCUUAUCGAGAAGAAGGGGGAGAAAGUAGUAGACACAAACAUAAGAAAGACAAAAAGUCGAAGAAAUCCAAGAAAAAGAGCAAGGAGAGAGACAAAGAACAUAGACACUCGAGUUCUAGUAGUGGUGAGAGCAAGAAGAAAUCACAUCGAAACGAUUACAAAAAUAAGGUUGCAACAGCUUCUACCACUUUGCCGAAGGACGCUGUGGUGGAACACGCACCGGUGGGGUCCAGAAACGACGUUGCCCUGCCAGCUUCCAGUAUUUCAGUUCCACCUCAGAGCAACAACUCUAUGGUCAAGCAAGAGCCUGCUUUGGGUACUACUGCUGGAGCCAAGAUGUCAGAUGCGGAGGUGAUGGCGUGCCUUUCACUAUUGAUGAAGUUGAUCAAGUAUAAGGAGGGGAACAUCAGUCCUGCAGCCCCAUUCCUCCAACCAGUGGACGUGACACACUUUCCGGAUUAUCGUGUCAAAAUUCCGAAUCGAAUGCAUCUGUAUGGGGUCCAGAAAAAACUCCGCAGUGGGAGUUAUGCCACCAUUGAUGCAUUUGCGCACGACAUGCGUCUGAUUUUCUCGAAUUGUUUGGUGUACAACAGCGAUGUGGUUCUAAGCAAAGUGAUGCGGACUCACGCAGUCACUCUUAUAAAGCUGUUUGAGAAUCAAUUUGCCAAGAUUGGUGGCUCGUGGCCUGGUGUUCCGGAGCGGUGGAAGUGUCAUCAGAUUAUUCACGAAAUACUUGCGCACCGCACAGAUGGGCAGGAGACAGCACAGUGGUUUAAAUAUCCCAUCGAAUCGUACUAUGACUCUCCUGAUCAAAUUCCAUACAACUAUUACGAAAUGGUAAAGAAACCCAUGGAUAUCGGCACGGUGUCAUCAAGGCUGCACCUUGGCAAGUACAAGCACGCGUCUGAAUUUGUAGCGGACAUGAAACUGGUCUUUGACAACUGCAUUCAUUACUGGAAGCCGGAUCCUCAAGGACAGACGUAUUCUCUUCAUCGAGUAGCACUGGAGUAUCGAAAAAUCAACGAUCGUCAUCAUCAUCAAUAA